Messenger RNA from Tachysurus fulvidraco (yellow catfish), 1522 nucleotides. RefSeq lists its product as uncharacterized. The transcript has 5 exons. Bases 295 to 1443 code for a protein of 382 amino acids. NCBI's taxonomy places the organism in Eukaryota, Metazoa, Chordata, Actinopteri, Siluriformes, Bagridae. The record is from RefSeq and is a predicted model, not a curated record.
AGUUCUGGAACUCCGGUGUCCUCAGUCUGCGUACAUUCUAUACUCGGCUGUGUCAGUCUGUACGGUGGAUUUAAAUCGUUUUGUUAGCCGAAAGACUUUUCUUUAAGCAUUUCUUCAAAAGUCUGUUGGACUUGGAACGGCGAGUUAUGCUUCCAUAAGAUCCUCUCAUGUUCCUUUGCUGACCUAUGAUUCAUGAAGCCCCAGAAAAGCAGCUCUAAAGCAUGAUACUGCCACCACCGUGCUGCAUUGUGGGUAUGGAGCUGUUUUGAGGAUUGUUUGAUGAUUUAAAGAGUCAUGGCUUCAUUGAUGAGACAAUGGAGUGAAAAUUUCUCAAAUUCAACUUUAACAAGUUUAACUUCAAGUUCAACCCUUGAAGAUGAAUCGGAAACAAUCUCACAUCUCAUUAGCCUCAGAUAUCUUACAAUUUCUGCUUUUGCCGUGCACCACUGUGCUCAUGUCAUUUUCCUAAGAGCGCAGCUGGCAUCCAGCAGAGAUCCUAUCGGAAUUCUGCUAUUAGCAGCUAAAAGCAAGCGAGUGGGGGCAGUGGCAGAAUCGGUGCUUAAGAUUUUAUCCAAGGUUCCUUCACUGUAUAUAGCUGACAGCGAGAACAUCCCCAAGAACCUCCACCGUUUAGUCAUAGACAAUAUCUAUGAAGAGCUGCUGUCAAUGAUCGGAACUCCGUUUGAACUCAUGAAAGCUUUUAAUGCUGGAUCUAAGAAGGUAGAGCAAGCCUUCGCAUUUGCCUUUCAGAAGACUCUAGAAGAUGAAGAUUUAGAGUCGUGUCUGUUCGAUCAGCCAGACACGACGAGUCCCUGUGAGGAGAGCACAGGUGAUAGGAGAAAUGCGGAGUCUUUUCAGAACAGCACCAGCAUGUCCAUGUUACUGCUGCUGAAACUGCUGGCUAACGGUCCUCCAUACUCCAUUCCUAUUGAGGUGCCGCCUCAGGAGCUCAUGAAUACAGUUCUGACUUUGUGGACCGAGGCUCUGGAUGGAGGGAAAAAGGGCCAAUUUGAGAAACUUUAUAAGAGAAUUUUUAUCGACCUUUGCGGACGACUUAAUAUAGAGCAGCUAUUCCACAUGAGGCUUGCUGAGGAGGACGGUGGGUUUCACGAUGAUGAUAUUCCUAAGACACUGGAGAUUUCCAAUGGCAGUGACAGAAGUUUCACAUGUGUGACGCCCCUGUCUUCUGUAAGCGACUUUCUAGUAUCUAAACAUAGAAAGAAGAAAUCGUGGCUGUCCUGCUUCAGCAUUUUAAGGUUUAUCAGUAAGCAGAAAUUGAAAAAAGGCAACAAUACAGCGAGCGACGUAAAGGAUCAGGAUCACACGGUAAUACCUGAUGCAUCGAAAGCGCCGCUGUUUUUAGGUCCAUCCCUGAGAUGUAAAAGUCCACUGAGUAGAAGUCGUCAAACGUACAUUGUCCAGAAGUGCACGUCUGCACGAUAAAACGUCUCUCUGGAUAACCGAACUUGGAGUUCAUUUAACAUCGACCUCAACAUCCUGUAAAUAAAUGCAUAAAUGAAUA